Molecule: messenger RNA, 522 nt
Organism: Pyricularia grisea
Lineage: Eukaryota; Fungi; Ascomycota; Sordariomycetes; Magnaporthales; Pyriculariaceae
Exons: 3
Coding region: 1-522 (173 amino acids)
Molecular function (GO): fatty acyl-CoA hydrolase activity
Source: RefSeq, a predicted model, not a curated record
AUGGCGCUGCAGUGCAAGGCAGACAAGGAGUGUAUGGAAACCGUACAAAGUGUCAUAGACGCCUACCUGGGCAUUGGCGAAGGCGACUUCAUCUCUGCAAUCGGGGGCGAGCACUUGAAGCUUGUCGCCGCCGCAAAGGGUCCCGAGGCGAGUCCAAGGAGCGAAGGUCUAGCCAUGGCGACUUUCACCUACACCGUCCAGAAGCAACACUGCAACAGGCUCGGCAACUUGCACGGUGGCGCUGCAGCCACAUUGUUCGAUUACUGUACCACGAUGCCUCUGUGCUUGAUCGCCAAGCCUGGCUUCUGGUCCAUGCUGGGGGUGAGUCGCAACUUGUCAGUCACCUACCUGCGACCCAUCCCGCUCGGCCAAACCAUAUUUAUCGAGUGCGACAUCAUCGCAGCUGGUGGGCGCUUGUGCGCACUCAGAGGCACCAUGAGGAGGGCCGAGGAUGGCGUUGUGAUGGCAACAUGUGAGCACGAGAAGGCCAGCAUUGAGCAUCUGGCUGGCAGUAAGAUGUAG